ACCCUACACACUUCUCUGUUUCUUUUGACGGAAACAAAAGAGAGAAGAAAAAAAAAAAAAAAAGGAAAAAAGACCGAAGAAAAAAAAAAAGAGAAAGAGAAAACAAGAGGGAAGGAAAUGGUCGUUGUUGAUGAUGAUAUGGUGGAGAUGAGCAUCAUGGUCGCUUCUGGAGCCCCCUCUUCCUCUCGAUUCCCUGAUGCUUAUCCCAAAAGGGGUUUGAUGGAGGGGAGAUAUACUGGGGAUUGAUUGAUUUGAUUGAAGGUCUUUAUGAGGUUGUUUUGUUGAAUUGUUUGUAUUGGGGAUGGCAAAAUAUUCAAUCCCACCAGCAACAAAACCCCUUACCAAGGAGAUGAGCUAAGAUAUGGGAGAUUCUCUGCUCACAGCCCUUUCAAUGGAGAAUCAUCAUCCAUCUACGCUCUUGUCAAUGGAUUCCAGUGCCUCCUCGCACGACGAUUUGGAUUUGGAGAUGAACCGACAAAUCAUUCUUACCCGUCCGCCCGAUAUCAAUUUACCCUUGUCAGCUGAGCGCAGCCCGCCUCCGCAGCCGUGGAAUUCCGACCCCUGUGAUAUUCUAGAGGUUGGGCUUGCUCCACAAGUUUAUGAGACCGAGAGUUUCCUUACUGUCCCCAAGGCUGGAAGGAAAUGUGCCAAGCGGGUUGAUAGCAUUUGGGGUGCUUGGGUUUUCUUUAGCUUUUACUUUAAGCCUGCAUUGAAUGAGAAAUCGAAGGCCAAGAUUAUCCGGGACAGCAAUGGGGUGUCUGGGUUUGACAAAUCUGAUCUCAAGCUUGAUGUUUUCAUGGUUCAGCAUGACAUGGAGAAUAUGUACAUGUGGGUUUUCAAGGAGAGGCCCGAGAAUGCAUUGGGUAAGAUGCAGCUCAGGAGUUACAUGAAUGGGCAUUCUCGUCAAGGAGAGCGUCCAUUUCCCUUUAGCGUCGAUAAGGGUUUCGUCCGAUCCCACAGGAUGCAACGGAAGCACUAUAGGGGUCUGUCAAAUCCCCAGUGUGUGCAUGGGGUUGAGGUUGUUCCAUCACCCAGUCUCAUGGGUCUUGAUGAGGAAGAGCGGAAGAGAUGGAUGGAACUCACUGGCAGGGACCUGAACUUCUCAAUCCCACAAGAAGCAAGUGAUUUUAGUUCAUGGAGAAACCUUCCCAACACAGAAUUUGAGCUUGAGAGGCCAGCUCCUCCAAUAAAGAAUGCCUCCAAUUCCCACUCAAAGAAAUUGCUUAAUGGUUCUGGCCUGAAUUUGUCAACUCAACCGUCUAACCAUGUUAAUGGCGAUGCAAUGGACCUAUCACCUGUCAGCGGCAAGAGGAGGAAGGACUUUUUCCCACAUGGGAAUGAUGAUGAUUGCUUCUUGGCUGUCAAUCCUCCCUCUGAUCGAAUUCCAGAUAUGGAAAUUCACCCUAAUGAGCCGCACUGGUUGAAUGACUUUAGUGGGGUAAUGAAAGAUGUCUAUGGGCCUGUUACAGCUGCAAAAACAAUAUACGAGGAUAAAGAAGGGUAUCUUAUCAUUAUCAGCUUGCCCUUUGUGGAUCUUCAGAGGGUGAAAGUUUCUUGGAGAAAUACUCUCACUCAUGGUAUCAUAAAGGUAUCUUGUGUGAGCACAUCUCGCAAGCCAUUCAUCAAGCGGCAUGAUAGGACGUUCAAGCUUACAGAUCCAUCUUCUGAACACUGCCCGCCAGGGGAAUUUGUUAGAGAAAUACCGCUUUCAACCCGAAUUCCUGAAGAUGCUAACAUAGAAGCUUAUUAUGAUGGACCAGGAUCUGUGCUUGAGAUUAUGGUGCCAAAACUUCGUGUGGGGCCUGAAGAACAUGAGGUUCGUGUUUGCCUUCGCCCUCACCUAGGAGGCAAUGAUCUUAUGUUGACUUGAGAUAAGCGUUUAUUUAGAAUUGUAAGGGUUGUUGCCAUACCAUGGUGCUGCAUUGUUUUACUAACUUUUGUACCAUACAGUGUAUUCUAUGACACGAAAUGCGCAUCAUCUCACAUUUGCCUGUUAGUAAUUUUUGCUCACUAACUGCUGUGGUAUUUAUGCCCAUGAAUCUGGUCAGCUGUUUACUGUAAUGAUUCUUGAUUCUUCAACUUACAGUCAGAUUCUAGUUAUUUAUGAAGUUAUUAUAUCUUCACUUAAAUUA
Alnus glutinosa is the source of this 2132-nucleotide messenger RNA. RefSeq lists its product as uncharacterized. The record is from RefSeq and is a predicted model, not a curated record. Lineage: Eukaryota; Viridiplantae; Streptophyta; Magnoliopsida; Fagales; Betulaceae. The transcript has 2 exons. Bases 362 to 1870 code for a protein of 502 amino acids.